AUGACAACAUUCUCUUCUAUUUCUUCGCCAAACAUUCUCGGCGCCGCCUGCGUUGGGCGUGGCAUCAUGGCUCUCAUCUCACCACGAGCAGAAUAUGGUCACGUCGGACUUCUUCUUGAACCUGGCAAAGAAUCCAGCAAGACCGGAUCUGUCUCGCCACUCAUGUACUUCAAGGGUAUUCGUGAGAUGUCAUACGGAAUGACACUCAUGGCGUUACAAUGGCAGGGUAACGGGAGUGCUGUGACGACCUUUUCAGCUAUUCUGUCGAUUGUGAGAAUAGGUGAUGGGUUGGUUGUGUGGAUGAAUGGAGGCGACGAGCUCAGGUACAAGGCGGUCGGUCAUUGGAUCACAGGGUUUUGGUUUGCUGGAUGGGUUAUCUGGAGGUUGAGAUUCUAG
Messenger RNA from Fusarium venenatum, 396 nucleotides. RefSeq lists its product as uncharacterized. Lineage: Eukaryota; Fungi; Ascomycota; Sordariomycetes; Hypocreales; Nectriaceae. The record is from RefSeq and is a predicted model, not a curated record.